AUGCGUUCCUUCAUCGCCAGCGCCGUCGUCGCGCUUUCGAGCGUCGCCAUCGUUAACUGCAUCCCGAUCGCACAGCAACAAGUUCUAGCCGAGAUCCAACGUACCGAGCAGCUGGUAACACAACUCGAAGCCGACGUUAUCCAGUCCAAUGCGAUGGCAGCACAGACCGAUUACAGGAACAUCCAGCACGAGCUUGAUGCAUUUGGCAUGUACCUGGGACAAAUCACCGACUCGACUUGCGUCGCCGACGGGCCUGGAAGCAGCACUGUUUCCGUCACAAAAUACUACGAUGUCCUUACCGCACUGCAACUCCUCCAGGCCGAUAUGAUCAACAUCUCUGCUGGCGUACUCAACAGGCAGACCAGCACUUCCGUCGCCGCCUACCAGACCGCACAACAGAAGCUUGAGAGCACAUAUGAGUAUGUUUUCGGCUCCGCAAUCAGCUAUGGUAUUCUCCAGGGUCUUCAGAACUAG
Messenger RNA from Recurvomyces mirabilis, 474 nucleotides. RefSeq lists its product as uncharacterized. The transcript has a single exon. The record is from RefSeq and is a predicted model, not a curated record. Bases 1 to 474 code for a protein of 157 amino acids. Lineage: Eukaryota; Fungi; Ascomycota; Dothideomycetes; Mycosphaerellales; Teratosphaeriaceae.